UCAUUUUGGGUUUAUUUUGUAACAUAAAUUUCGUCUUACAUCUUUGAGCUCUAAAAAACAAAACUAAUUCUAAUGAUGUGUGAAUUUUGAUAAUUGAUAUAUUAAUUGUGGUUUGGAAAAGGGUUGGAAGUACAUUCAUUUAAGGCCUAAUUGGUCUGAAGCUAACAACGAGAGUUUUGUUUUCUUUUUAUUUGUCUGGUUUCUAAUUUGUAAGUCUGAUUUUCGAGGUUAGACUAAUUUUUAUCCAGAAUGUCGACUCCAGGCAGACGAAGAUUAAUGAGAGAUUUCAAGAGGUUACAGGAUGAUCCUCCUGCUGGUGUGAGUGGAGCUCCAACUGAUAAAAAUAUUAUGUUGUGGAAUGCAGUCAUAUUUGGACCCCCUGAUACACCUUUUGAAUAUGGAACUUUUAAGUUAACAAUAGAAUUCACAGAAGAAUAUCCCAACAAACCUCCCACUGUUAGAUUUGUCUCAAAAAUGUUUCAUCCAAAUGUGUAUGCAGAUGGUAGUAUAUGUUUAGAUAUUUUACAAAAUAGAUGGAGUCCUACGUAUGAUGUGUCAGCUAUUUUAACUUCUAUUCAGUCUUUAUUACAUGAUCCUAAUCCAAAUAGUCCUGCUAAUAAUGAAGCAGCUCAGUUGUAUCGAGAAAAUCGCCGUGAAUAUGAGAAGAAAGUGGCUACUAUUGUACAGGAGAGUUGGAAUGAUGAUGAAGAUGAUGAAGAAGGCAAUGAAAAUAAUGAAGAAGAGAAAUCCUAGUAUAAAAAACUGUAAUAAUUUUGGUUAGCUUUUAAAUAUCUCAAUUUUCUUCAAGUAUUGUGUCAAAAAAACAUCUUGACGCAAAAAACACAUUUUUAAAUGGUUUUGAUUAGUUAUUUUUUUACAUGCGAAAGGCCAUCGCAUAAGCUUAAUCUGCCAUUUUUUUUUUUUUUUUUUUAAAUUUCUACUUGAACCUUGGUGUUGGAUAAUUUACAAAAG
This is a messenger RNA of Lottia gigantea (owl limpet), 972 nucleotides long. RefSeq lists its product as hypothetical. Gene Ontology annotation, molecular function: ubiquitin conjugating enzyme activity. Gene Ontology annotation, biological process: protein polyubiquitination; proteasome-mediated ubiquitin-dependent protein catabolic process; DNA repair. The coding region runs from base 250 to 753 and encodes 167 amino acids. Gene Ontology annotation, cellular component: HULC complex. NCBI's taxonomy places the organism in Eukaryota, Metazoa, Mollusca, Gastropoda, Lottiidae. The record is from RefSeq and is a predicted model, not a curated record. The transcript is spliced from 5 exons.